GCCAAGACGACGACGACGAUGGCGGUCCGCGCUCGGUAUGGCCUUCUCUUCCCGCGGUCCUCUUCGCUGGCGGCCAUCGACGCGGUGCAAGUAGCGCUGGAGGCGCGGGGCCUCGUCGUCGUGCGCGAGACGAUUGCCGGCGAGACGAGUCCGGUCGCGACGUCGUACCUCGCCAAGCACCACGCCAUGGCGCUCACGGUGACCUGCAGCCACGCGCGCCUCGAAGCACAUGCCGAGCGCCUCGGCCUCUUCAAGCCGCUCGCGGACUCGCCGUGCGCGCGCAGAGAGCCGUUUGUGGUGGCGCGCGGCGACACGUUUGCGCACUACGCCGAGAAGGACGGCCCGCACCGGUUCUUCUCGAGCAGCGAAGAGCUGUACGUACUCGGCGACCUCCUUGACGACGGCGUCGAGGGCCACCACGUUGAGAUGUUGCCGCUCCACGACAAGCACGAGAAGAGUGUGCUUUGGCGCGACUUUUGCUGGUCGUUGUACCCAUCCAACACGGACCUCGCCGACCGCAUGGAGGCGUACUUUGGGUCCCAGGUCGCCUUGUACUUUGCGUGGCUGCACUACCUCACGAUCUUCUUGGCCGGGCCCGGCGUCCUCGGCGGCCUCCUCACGCUCUACGAGUACCUCGCGGACGUCGACGAGAGCGACGACGUGGCGGUCUCGCCCUUCUUUACGCUCUUUAUGGUGCUCUGGAGCGCGUGCUUUUUGCAGUAUUGGCAGCGCCGGUCGGCUGCGCUCGCUUGUCGCUGGGGCCUCCUCGAAGCCGCGACCAAGCGCACGCUCCGCCCGGACUUUGUCGGCGUGCCCCACACCAACACGUUCUCGGGCGUCGUCUCGCUCACGUACCCGUACUACUACCGCGCGUUCAAGUACAUAUGGUCGGCGCUCGUCACGACCAGUCUCCUCUCGAUGGCAGUCGGUAUCAUGGUGAUCUCGCUCAACUUUCAAGGCUACAUCCACGCCAAGUCGGUCGGCGGCGCGUACUUGCAUUGGCCGCUCGUGCACCAAUUUUCGCUGCCCGGCGCGGUCUUUGACCAGCAAGGCGGCGGGCCGCUGCCGUACGUGCUGCCGUACGUGCCCGUCGUACUGCACUGCUCGCUCAUUCUGUUGCUCAACUUGCGCUACCGCAAAAUUGCGUAUGCGCUCACGCAGUAUGAGAACCAUGCGACGACCGAGUCGUUUGAGAAUGCGCUUGUGCUCAAGCGCUUCUUUUUCGAAGCCUUUGACUGCUACAUUGCGCUCUUUUAUCUUGCGUUUUGCCAACUCGAUGUCGUCUUGCUCAAGGCCGAGCUCACGUCCUUGUACAUGGCCGACACGUUCCGGCGCGUCGGGCUCGAGACGCUCUUGCCGUUAGCCCUCAAGUACGUGGGGACGCGGCCGCGGGACGCAAAGACAAAGAAGGACGACGAGGCUGCAACGUCGGCCAAGGUGCAAGUCGUCAAGGAGGCGACCGCGUUCGACGAGUAUGAGCCGUUUGACGACUACCUCGAAAAGGUCAUUGAGUUUGGCUACGUCACGCUCUUUGCGUCGUGCUUUCCGCUCGCGGGGCUGCUCUCGAUGGCAUCGAACCUCAUUGAGCUCAAGUCGGACCAGUUCAAGCUCAUCUUUUUGACCCAGCGCCCGGCCAUCGCGCGCUGCACCACCAUUGGCAUUUGGCAGUCGAUUCUCGGAGGCCUCGUGUGGCUCUCGGUGCUCACCAACGUCUUCCUCUUUGGCUUUACGACCGACCAGCUCAGUCUCUUCUGCCCCUCGUGGUUUCAAACGAUUCCGGUCGAAGACGCGGCGUUCGGUGGCGUCGACCAUAUUCAUGUCGCAGCGUCGGGCCAGGGCAUGACGGUCAUGGGUUUUGUCUUUGGCGUCGAGCACGUCCUCUUUGUGCUCGUGUUUCUCAUUACGAAGCUCAUUCCGAGCGUCCCCGACAGCGUCAUCGAAGAGACGGCACGGCGCCAACGAGCGCUCGUGCUCGCCAAGCCAGCGUCGUCCGCCGAGUCGGGAUAGGUGUAGGGUUAAAAGCCUCUCUACGUGUAAGAAACCAAGGCGUUCUUGUCAUACCGUUGCAUUCUUGAUGCAAAGUAG
Saprolegnia diclina VS20 is the source of this 2085-nucleotide messenger RNA. RefSeq lists its product as hypothetical. The transcript has a single exon. The record is from RefSeq and is a predicted model, not a curated record. Lineage: Eukaryota; Oomycota; Saprolegniomycetes; Saprolegniales; Saprolegniaceae. The coding region runs from base 19 to 2007 and encodes 662 amino acids. Gene Ontology annotation, molecular function: chloride channel activity. Gene Ontology annotation, biological process: chloride transmembrane transport.